Molecule: messenger RNA, 1632 nt
Organism: Aureobasidium pullulans EXF-150
Lineage: Eukaryota; Fungi; Ascomycota; Dothideomycetes; Dothideales; Saccotheciaceae
Exons: 8
Coding region: 4-1632 (542 amino acids)
Source: RefSeq, a predicted model, not a curated record
GUCAUGUCUUCAACAAACGAUGGCCGCCCCGCGCCCAAGAAAGCAAAGCCUAGCACGAAGCGCCCGUUACCUCUCCUUCACCAGCUUCCACCUUUGGUGAACAUCAACAAUAACAACAACAACAACCGAAACACUACGGUCAUGUCUUCAACAAACGAUGGCCGCCCCGCGCCCAAGAAAGCCAAAACUAGCACGAAGCGCCCGGUACCUCUCCUUAACCAGAAGGGACUUCUCUACCCUGGUGUUCUUUCCGAAAUUCUCCGCCGCAGGGAACCGGCCGACUGGGAGCCACCCGAAAGCCCUCUUAAGGGUGCCGAGACGACUUUGCCCGGUCAGGGCCUCCCUCUUAACGCCUACUACCAAGGCGCAGACUGGCCUGGCAAGAUCGUCGACCCCGACCCUCCCAAGUCGGCCAAAAAGCCCGCUGUGCCUUCCACUCCCGCCAGCUUCGCUAGAAGAAGCAAGCGCCUACAACAGGCUGCUGACAAUGUGAUAGAGAGCCCUCGGGCGAGAGUACUACACACUCCCGAGCAACGACCUCUUAUUCUCCCUCAGGCAUACCUCGACUCCAUCGUACCUUCUUCCUCGUCACGCCCAUGCCCUGCUGUUAUGCCCGUGCAAAUGCAGCAUAAUUUUCGACAAAGUCAAGAUGUCCACUGUAACAAGCCUGGGAUUCUCUCUCUUCUCUGCCCUCGUUCAUUACUCCCAAAAUCACGGUACAUUGCUGAAUUGUCCAUGGUGAUGCACCCUACUUUCUACUUCUUUGGGGACGAGCGUUCAGAUACCUACAUGCGAGGCCUGCCACUGAACAUAUCAGAUUUCUUGGAACCCUUCUCGCAUUUCGCCAGUUACGAUGACACGGAAACAUACAUCUCAGAGGAUGAACUUUUGAUCAAUUGGGCGACUGGGGAGGUUGGGGACGCGGGUAUUCGAGCGUCUCAGGGGUCAGAUAGCUGUACUUCAGAACCAUACAACCAAGCACGAGAGUUUACGUCUUUGCAAUCGUGUCAAACUGCCCGCGAUUCCAUCAAUGAUUAUGACAUCGUCGUCAGUCGGCGGGUCCAAGCUCCCGCCGAACGGGUAGCUUCCGGCGCCGACGCGUUCUGUCGCGUUCGCUUCCGGAUGACCGGUGACCAGGCUACUCAACUCGAGCACAGUCCUGAGGAACUCGAGAUCCUCGAGAUGAUGCAAGAGUGGUACGACACUGGUCUCUCGGAAUCCAGCACCACCACUGCCCCCUACGACAAAGUCAUCCACCCUACCACCAGCAACACCUCGAUUGCUCCUUUGUUCAACUCUGCAGCUUCGGCUGUUCUGAGAGCCAACAAUCCCAUGCUUGUCGCGCCAAAGCACAUGUCACAACAACGCCCCAAGGCCACCAAGACUGCUAGAGUUAACCCCGCCGAUAAGAUCUCGAAGGCUCAGAGGCGUGUUGCUCGUUCAAUCAAGAGCCACGGCCAGCGCUCGCACAACAUGGCGUUUACAAACUGUCAGAAAGCGCACAUCAAGUGCAGCAUGUCAGAAGACGUCCCCGGAAAAUGCGACGGCUGUGUGAGACGCGGCAAGGCCGACAGUUGCGCCAACAACUUGAGAGGUCUUUAUGGAGCAAACGUCGAGCAGGACGCAGCAUAG